GGGGUGGGGACCGUCGCCUGGCAACCGCGGCCGGGCUCGCAAACAAGCGGCGCGGAGCGCUGCUGUGCCUGGCGCAGGAUGCCGCCCACCCGGGACCCCUUCCCCUACCCCCGAUACGAGAACGAGGACACCUUCACGGGCCAGGCCAGGCCGGGCCAGACAGGCCCUUAUACUGAGCCCACCCACCUGGUCCAGCAGCAGGACCCCUGGAAUCGCCUGCACAGAGCACCGACCCUGUCCAGCACCAGGAAGGAAGUCUGGUAUACAGAACCUGAGGUUCCCAGAGACAGCCUGGAUUUUAAGCUGACCUCGCUCUACAACCACCACAAGGAGCAGCUCAGAGACAAGAGCGAGAUCGUCAUCCACAAGGAGACCCUCUUCGAUGACCAUGGAGCACUGAAGGGUCUUGAGCCUGUGAAGGAACCCGAGCCGCCCCCAGUGGAGCACCAUACAGCCAGGAGCCUGUCUGUGAGAUGCUGGGUGAGCCCCACAAAGGAGUCGAUCCACAGCAUAGAGGGAGCCAUCGAGUGUCCCCACACAGCUGCCACCAACAGUGGAUACUCCCGCAAGGAGAACGGCGGCUUCUUCUCUCAGUGAGGAGUUUGCUGGCUUGUGCCCUGGCUGUGCGGCUCUGGACCCAGUUCCAACUUGAGUGAACCUUCUUCUGUCUGCUCUGUGUGCAUUAAAUCCGUCUGGUCAGCAAAACUUGUCCAGAAAAACAGCCAUGAA
Chelonoidis abingdonii (Abingdon island giant tortoise) is the source of this 729-nucleotide messenger RNA. It is a transcript of the gene CFAP276, whose product is annotated as cilia and flagella associated protein 276. The record is from RefSeq and is a predicted model, not a curated record. NCBI's taxonomy places the organism in Eukaryota, Metazoa, Chordata, Testudines, Testudinidae.